AUGAGGCCAUUGGUCGUCCUGCUCUCAGUGUAUUUUGUCAGCGUGAGCUGGUGUGCUGACGGACGGUUCGAAUGCACGAGCGGACAAUGUCUUCCCCCCACACCGGAGUUCCAUUUGAAGGAAGACUGCCAGAACGCCGUGCCUGACAAGGUUUUUUGCGGUUCUUGUAGUUUCGAGCAUGACUGGUGUGGAUGGAACAGCAGCAGCAGCAGCAGCGACUACACGUGGAGGCGAGAGUGGGCAAAUGUCACCUUGCUACCCGGACAUGACCACACCACAGGGAGUCCAUUGGGACAUGUCAUGUUUUUGGAUGGAAAACAAGGCUGUUCUAUCACGGAAAAGGCCGUUUUGGAAUAUUUUGUGGAGACAAGGGCUGCUGUGGGAUGCCAGAUGAGCUUCUGGUAUCAUAUUCAUGAAGAAAACUCAGCGACAUCGUCCUCGUCCAUCCAUGUGAACCUGGUCAGAGAGACAGCGACCAGCACCAAUCUGCUGAAUACUCCAGCGAGUUCAGCAGACGAGUGGCAGAAUGCCCGAAUUGUCAUUGGGAAUCGUCCCGCCAAGUACAAGCUCCAGUUCGCAUACAGUUGUCCAUUUUUGAAACCCACGGAUGUGAUGCUGGAUGACAUCAGCUUUGAGAAGUGUGCGGAGGGAGACAUACCUGCAGGACCACAGCAGCUGUCCUGUGAUUUUGAGGAGGACACUUGUUCCUGGUACCACGACUACACCGCCAGCAUGCUUUGGGAGCGGACAACAGGAGGUUUCCAACAUCACCCCGAGGGCAAUGGCUAUUACAUGCUCAUAUCGAGCAAAAGUGGUCUCAACAUCUCGUCCGCAGCGAGACUCGUGGGCUUCACUGUGGGUCCGGUCGUAUGCGUCAGCUUCCACUACCACAUUUUUGGCAACAGCAUUGGUUCAUUAAAGUUCAUCGUGAAGUACCCGGGUGAAGCAGAGACUAUUGUGUGGAUGAGGAGUGGCACUCAGGGAAACAAAUGGAGAUUCGCGGAUCUAACCUUCACCAGUGACAAACCAAUACAGUUCAUCAUAGAAGCUGUGGUGGGUGGAAAUCAAGGCUCUAUUUGCAUAGAUGACCUUGUAGUGUCCAACAGCGGUGGCUCCUGUCCAGCGGAGCGUGAGUGCACCUUCCAGGGAUCACUCUGCGGUCUGCAGCCGGUUCUGUCCGCAGACUACAGCUGGAAGCGGGCGACGGGCGCAUCUCGACCCGCCAACUCCUCCGGCCCUGGCACGGAUCACACUCUGGAAACAGAGCAUGGUUAUUACCUGAGCGCUGAGUUGUGGCGACACCGGCCAGGGUCCAGAGUUAAAAUAGAGACGGCACUGAUGGAGCCCACCCCGCCUCACGGUGAAUGCUUGAUGUUCUGGUUCUACAUGGAGGGAAGAGCUGUGGGUGAGCUCAAUGUGCACCUUCGAACUGAUGGCGCCCUCGUCCGGCGGCUGUGGAGCAGGAGCGGAGAUCAGGGGAGCCACUGGAGGCACGGCAGAGUGUCACUCCUGAACCCCGAGUCCUCAUAUCAGGUGGUUUUUGAAGCGGUGACAGGGGAGGGUCUGAGGAGAGAUAUCGCCAUCGAUGACCUGACUGUUCUUAAUGGAGUGUGUCCUCCAGAAGGUUUUUGUGACUUUGAAAUAGAUUUAUGCGGGUGGGUGAACAACCCUCCAGCCAAUUCCGGGAUGGACUGGGACUGGCUUUCUGGGAAGAGCGAAGGCCUCCUUGUCCCAGAAAGGGACCACUCUACCAUGUCCUCUCUUGGCCACUUUGUUUACUACAGGUCGUUUGAGUCUGACAGAGACCAAAAAGCUCAGCUCGAGAGUGAGUCCAUGGAGGCUGUGGACCAAGCUUGUCUGGAGUUCUGGCACUACGCUGAUGGGUGGACGUCGAACAAACCUUCAGACAUCAUGUUGACGGUAUUUGUCAACGAGACCUCUGGGCUGCGUCCCAUUUGGAGCAUGAAUGGAUAUCUCAAUAGCACCUGGAUCCAGAGCAAGGUUGACUACAGUGCAUCAGGGCCUCACCAGAUUAUCCUGCAAGCCAACAAUACAGGCUCCAGUAUACUGGGUUCAAGUUUUUCCCUCGAUGAUGUUCACAUCAUAAGAAACAAGUCUUGUUUGGAUACCAUCCCGACCACCACCCCAAAUCCUGCCACCACCACCACCACUCCUCCGAACCCUGGCAUUCACUGCACCUUUGAACAAGGUCUGUGCAACUGGGUCCAGGAGGUUGAUGAUGAUUUUAACUGGACACUGAGUAGAGGACUUCAAGUGGACGAGCUUUGGGACGGACCUUUAUAUGAUCACACUGAAGAAAAUAACCAAGGUUUUUAUUUACUUCUCAAUGGAUCUGCAUUCAAGGGGGGCGAGAAAGCCAGCAUCUCUCUUCCCCUCAACGAUGGGACAUCACGAGUUUGUGUUGGAUUCUGGUAUUACAUGUUGGGCCCUUCAGUGUCAGCCAUUGAUCUGCUGGUUAAGACAAAUUCCUCAGAGAUGCUGAUCUGGACUCGCAAAGGGAGCCAGUAUCCCGAAUGGAUCCAAGCACAAGUGACCAUCGACGUAAAGGAUGAAAUGACACGGGUGAUGUUCACCGGCCACAGAAGCAGUACCAGUGAGGGAUUCAUUGCACUUGAUGAUGUCACAGUGAGCAUUGGGGACUGCCGUGAAGACAGUCCAAUCUGCGGCUUUGAAUCCGGCUGGUGCGGCUUUGAGAGGGACGUCAGCCACGAGGGACAUUGGGGACGCGAGAGAGGCACAAAGAACAACGUGGAUCACACGUUUGGUACAGAGAAUGGUUACUACAUGACCGUAACCAAGUCAAAUUCCACACAACAAUCAGUUGCUCAGCUGCUGUCGCCUGACAUCAUCUCACCUUCGGAAAUGUGUGUUCGCUUCUGGUACCGGCUGCCUGUAGGGUCAGCCAACAAGCUAUCUGUCCAUGUGAGGAGCAGGGAAGUGGGUGAUGCCCUUUGGCAACAUUCUGGAGCCGUCUCAUCAGACUGGGAGGUGGCAGAGGUCACAGUUUUCUGGCCAACAAAGUUCAACGUGGUGUUUAGGGCAUCCCAUGAGCCAGGAUCAAAUUCCACAGUACAAAUAGACGAUUUCUCCGUAAGGAACGAGGCCUGCUCUCCUUCGGCAAACUGUGACUUUGACUCUGGACAAUGCAACUGGCUCAACGUGCCGACAGAAAAUGGAUAUUCCUGGGUGCUGGCCAGUACGGGCUUCCACAAUCUACCUGUACAGCACACCACCCCAGAAGGUUGCUUUCUGUUGAGCACCUCACAGCACAGAAACAUCAGUGUGGCUCAGAUAGCAUCCGAGUGGAUCCAUCUCAAAGACCCCAACGCCUGCCUCACUCUUUCCUACCAUGUGGACGGCAGCAGCCUGGGGACCAUGCGUGUCCACGUUCGCUCAGUCCACUCAGAGGACCAGCUGAUAUUCCAAAGCAGCAGUGGACACAGCUGGGACUUCUUUUCUCAAACGCUGGAGCAGAACAAAUCUUUCCAGUUGGUGAUCCAAGCAGAAACCAGCCAAGGAGGGUUUGUUGCCAUUGAUGAUAUCAGUCUAACACCCGGCCCAUGUCAAGCGAAUGAAACGAGUUCCGGUUUUGCCGGCUGCACGUUUGAAAAUGGCACGUGCGGCUGGAAGGACGUCAGCGUGGGUCAAGGUCAGUGGGAGGUCAUGGAGGGAAAGGACGCUCCAGUGCACACGGGACCAUCUGUUGACCACACACUCGGCACCGAGCUGGGUGGGUACGUGGCGUUGACCCCCAACAAAGGUGAUCACAUCAGUCCUGCCACCUUGCAGAGUCCUGUCAUGACACAAGCCAGCGCCACAUGCACGCUCCACUUCUACUACAACAUGUAUGGAGAAGACGUCCAAGCGUUGAAGGUGCUGCGGAGCGAGAGAUCGCGGACCACCGUCCUGUGGUGGAGGUCGGGCGGAGGCGAUGAUACGUGGCAACGCGGCGAGGUUGCGGUCGCUAGACCCGGCCAGGACUUCACCAUCCUUCUCCAGGCGACCCGGGCCUUCAGCCAGCUGGGCCACGUUGCCGUUGACGACGUGGCCUUCACCACAUGCCCCCUGCCGGAGCCUCAACCUGUCUGCGCUGACAAUAUGUUCGCGUGCAAUAACGGCGUGUGCGUGGAGAAGAGCCGAGUGUGCGAUUUCACCGACGACUGCGGCGACCGGACGGACGAGCUGGACUGCGAGAAUCAAGGUGCGACGCAGCGCUGCAGCUUUGAACAAGGCCUGUGCUCUUGGGCUAGAAACCAGUUGGACGACGGUGGCGCGAGAUGGAGGCGGCAAAAAGGACAGGACGCCUGGCCUGCUGGUCCUCCCCUGGACCACACCCUAAACAACGCUGCAGGUCACUACCUAACUCCCGGCACUCCUGGCAUAUCUGAGGUCCUCUCCAACACGUUGCUUCCCAGCUCAAAUUGCACGAUCAGAUUCUUUUACUACAGCCUGGACGACGCCACAGGAAGACUCACGGCGCAAUCUCGGACGCUGCGUUCCGGUGGCGAUGACACCGUGUUGUGGCUCGCCAUGCACACGCCGAGCUACAGCUGGCAGAGGACCAGCGUCACCUUUUCCUCCUCUGUCAUGUGCAAGAUUGUCUUUAGGUACGAGGGCGGCAACGCUGGCGGAGGACACGUUGCACUGGACGACGUGUCUUUCUCCGAGGAGUGUGCGUUUGACCCUGCCAACGGCCGAUUACCUGACACGUCACCCACUUCAGCCCCGACAACAUCUACAUCCCCCUCACCAACCAACCCAUGCCAGGAAGAUGAAUUUUUCUGUUGGCGCUCGUCUGGCCAAAUAUGCAUCGCUGCAACUUUAAAGUGCAAUUACCUUCCGGACUGUUCCCAAGGGGAGGACGAGGAUGGCUGCGGUCCGUGCACGUUCGAGCGGGACCAGUGCGGCUGGACGGACGCCGGCCAAGCUCCAAGGAGGUGGCACCGACAGAGAGCCGGCGGCGGCACGCAGCCACCGACUGAUCACACCACGCACUCAGGCUUUUUCAUGAGCGUCAACUCCAGUCAGGCGUCCCGGUUGAGCGAGGCCCGACUCCAGAGCCCCACCCUGCCGCCUUCGUCCCCCUACUGCCAGAUUCAGUUUCACUUCCACAUCAGCUCUGAGUGUGCUGGCUCGCUCAAAGUGCUGACGCAGCAAGAUGACGGACGUGAAGCAAUCCUGUGGUCACGCAUCCGCCGCACCGCUCGCCAUUGGACGCCCGAAUAUGUGCCCCUGUGGACGCACCUGCGGCCUCACAAGGUGUGGUUGAGUAGUAGUGGUCAAGCCUACCCGGGAGAAGCCGCCAGUGAGGCUUGUGUCGUUGCCGUGGACGACAUCUCUUUCCUCAACUGUGAGAACUUCUUCCAGCCACCAGCUCUCCCUGCCUUCAGGUGCACCUUUGAAGACAGCCUGUGUGUUUGGCUGCAGGGGGCCGACGACGACCUGGACUGGACUAUAAGGUCGGGCCCGACUGACACGCCGAACACCGGGCCAGCAGGGGACCACACUACGGGAACAGGAAACUAUCUCUACGUCGAGAGCUCCCAUCCCAGCGCAAAAGGUGAUGUUGCUCAGCUGAAGUCAGCAUUGCUGCCACCUGCUGGUGAACAAGGGUACUGUUUAACAUUCUGGUACCACAUGUUUGGAGCCACCGUGGGUUCUUUGAGGAUGUUCCUUCACACGGCCGUGAACAAAUCUCUGGUGUGGCAAAGAUCAGGGGACCAAGGGGACGAGUGGCGGGCGGCUCAAAGUCACGUGACCUUGCAGCGGGUCCAUCAAGUGAUCGUGGAGGCCAGCGUGGGAGGAGAGGCGGGCGACAUCGCCGUCGAUGACGUCUCGCUUGUUCCCGGCGCAUGCCCCACCUCUGAUGUCUGUGAUUUUGAGGAGGGAAGUUGUAACUGGCAGCAGGGCAGCAACGAUGACGCCGACUGGAUCCGGCAGUCGGGCUCCACCCCGAACCCCAACACGGGCCCCGACAGCGACCACACCACCAACACGCCAAUGGGCCACUACUACUACCUGCCCUCUUCCAACAAUGACAUCGCAGGCCAGACCGCCGCCAUGUCGUCACCGUUGUACCCGCCCACUGCGCGACAAGGAGCUUGCGUUAAGAUUUGGUACCACAUGUACGGCAGAGGCGUUGGGACCUUCAACGUUUACCAGCAGAGCCAAGGUGGCGUCCGUGCUCUGAUUUUCUCCCAGAGCGGAGACCAGCUCCCGCUGUGGAGAUUGGCUGAGGCGUCACUCCUGCCUUCAGUUCAGCCAUACAAGCUCGUGGUGGAAGGUGUGAAGGGCGGUCCCACCCUGGAGGGCGACAUGGCUUUUGAUGACGUCCACCUGAUAGACACCAACUGCCCCCCGCACGGCACCUGCGACUUUGAGAUGGACAUGUGCAGCUGGACCAACGUGAGGGGAUCAAUAGACCAAGGCGACUGGCUCCGAGGGUUCGGAGCCUCCCCGAACCCCAACACGGGACCUAGCGUGGAUCACACCACACACACGCCACACGGUUCCUACCUCUACGUGGACAGCUCAGUGGGUCAACGGGGCGACGCCUCGUUCAUUAUCAGUGAUGUGCUCCAACCGGCCACUAGAGGCCACUGUCUUGAAUUCUGGUACCACAUGUUUGGCCCUCAUGUCGGUACCCUGCGAGUUUACGUAAACGACAGAAAAACACACGCCAGCGGCAACGAGGCGGGCGUUCAGACGUGGGUCGAGAUCGGAAACAAGGGAGACAAGUGGCAGAAGGCCAAUGUGUUUGUUGAGGCUGACGAGGCAUUCUGGUUUGCGUUCGCAUAUCACAGGAGCGAGGAGGCUGGCGGUGACGUUGCCCUUGAUGAUAUCAACAUCUUUCAUGGAUCCUGCGAUCCAGAACCCACCACUGACCCUGUUGAUGAUUACACUGAUAUGUUGUCCAUCGGCUUGGCGGUGGGUCUGACUUUCCUUGCAGGGGUCGUCAUCGUCUUCUUCCUCAUCCGGCUGAACAGGGAGCGCUGUUCCAAAAGCCAGGCAGACGCUGCAAGUAACAACGUUCUGGAUCAGGACGCCGUGUUUGACCUCUAUGACUGCCAAAUAGAUGGCACACAACAAGGAAGCGUAUCCAACAUGUCUUUCUACAACAAUCUGUACGAACCGUCGACAAACGCAAGCAACGCACGUGUUGACUCAUCGAGCGCCUAACCCCUUUGUUUUAUUUGUUUUUAAGCACAAUUUUAAACAUGUGAAAUGAAAACCAGGCAGAAAAACAUUGAUGUAAUAUAAAAAAGUUAAAAAGUUAAAGUGAUUGUCACAUCACUCUUGAUCACCCUCUGGGAGGUGAGGGGAGCAGUGAGCAGCAGCAGUGGCUGCACCCGGGAAUAAUUUUUGGUGAUUUAACCCCCAAUUCCAACCCUUGAUGCUGAGAUGCUGACUUUCUUCCUCUUAACGCUCUCCUAAUUCUGUAUCGGACUCUAUUUGAACCACAUAUAAACUACUGCAAUGUGGUAUGGUGUAUCACGUACUAUAGAGUUGGAAGGGGUGGGAAGUUAAGCUCGGGAAGUUUGGAAAUAUUUACCAUUUUUUGAUUAUUCAAAGUUGGACACCGUCCAUGGGAAAUAAUGAGAAUGAAUGGGGAAUUACAAUAAUGAUAUAUUAUUGGGCACUUGUCUAUAUGCUGCUGCAUCUUUGUGGCAUACCCAUACUUGCCAACCUUGA
Molecule: messenger RNA, 7713 nt
Organism: Nerophis lumbriciformis (worm pipefish)
Lineage: Eukaryota; Metazoa; Chordata; Actinopteri; Syngnathiformes; Syngnathidae
Product: MAM and LDL-receptor class A domain-containing protein 1
Cellular component (GO): membrane
Molecular function (GO): protein binding
Source: RefSeq, a predicted model, not a curated record